Molecule: messenger RNA, 1148 nt
Organism: Pimephales promelas (fathead minnow)
Lineage: Eukaryota; Metazoa; Chordata; Actinopteri; Cypriniformes; Leuciscidae
Gene: pgrmc1
Product: progesterone receptor membrane component 1
Cellular component (GO): membrane; endoplasmic reticulum; endomembrane system
Source: RefSeq, a predicted model, not a curated record
CACUGCUGUGGUCGUCGACGAGUCUCUCGAUGGUCUCACGCACAACAUAGAAACGAAAUGGCUGAAGAAAAUGUUGAGCAAACUUCUGGAAUUUUUCAGGAAAUUUUCACUUCGCCCCUGAACAUUAGCUUGCUAUGUCUUUGCUUGUUCCUUCUGUACAAAAUCGUCCGUGGAGACAAGCCUGCAGAUUUUGGCCCGGUUGAGGAGCCGUUGCCUAAACUAAAGAAAAGAGAUUUUACUUUAGCUGAACUGCAAGAGUACGAUGGAGUGAAAAACCCAAGAAUCCUCAUGGCUAUCAGUGGGAAAGUGUUUGAUGUUACGAGAGGGAAGAAGUUCUACGGACCAGAGGGCCCUUACGGGGUCUUUGCGGGUAGGGAUGCAUCCAGAGGACUGGCCACGUUCUGUUUGGAGAAGGAGGCCUUGAAAGAAACUCAUGAUGAUCUUUCAGAUCUCAAUGCUAUGCAGCAGGAGAGCCUGAGCGAGUGGGAGACCCAGUUCACGCAGAAAUAUGAUUACGUUGGGAAGCUUCUUAAACCUGGAGAAGAUCCGACAGAGUACACGGAUGAUGAGGAAGUCAAGGACAAAAAGACAGAUUAGAACACACCUAGCUCUUCCAUCUGUGCUUAAAUGACCUAGAUUUGUUGCACUCGCCUUUUUGUCUGAACCUCCAUGUAAUUUAAUGUGACGUUAAUGAGCACGUCAUAUGUUUAUAAAUAAUUUCACUUCUGUAUUCUUAAAACUAAAGUAACAUAUAUUAUAUCUACAGCAACUGUGAGACAUGUCAUUUGAAGAUGCAUUCAUUGGGAAUAUAUGGCUUUCUGUAAAUAUAAGAUGAUUUCUCACUCAUUUUAUUUGGAUUGCUGACUCUAGAUUUUUAUCUAACCAGAGAAUAUUUAACCCAAAUGCAUAAAUAAACAUCAAAACAAACUAGAAUACAAAAGUCUGAGUGGAAAUUCCCUCAAUUUUACUUGAUACAGAUUAAGGAGGUUUCAGGUGAACUCAUCAUCACAUGCCAGUCUGAUCAUCUGCUCAAGAAAUCUGUAGAUUAGAUACAUGCAACAUUCCAUGAGAUUUUAUGUUUUACGAAAAUAAAGUAUUUGUGAAACAGCUUUUCUGUUCAUUAUUAAAGAAAAUGAUUUAUUACCAUU